Botrytis cinerea B05.10 is the source of this 322-nucleotide messenger RNA. RefSeq lists its product as hypothetical. The transcript has 2 exons. Bases 42 to 305 code for a protein of 87 amino acids. The record is from RefSeq and is a predicted model, not a curated record. NCBI's taxonomy places the organism in Eukaryota, Fungi, Ascomycota, Leotiomycetes, Helotiales, Sclerotiniaceae.
GAUUUGCUUUGAUAAUUCUUCAAAUCAUCAAGUCCUAAAGGAUGGCAGACGUUCUUGCUCUUGAAAGUGCAGUUGUUGGUAUUAUCGUUGCUGCUUUCCACAGUGCUAGUCUCCUGCACGAUGAUUUAAGCGAGGUAAAAAUGCGGGUAGAGGCUAUCAAACCUAUCGUCGGUGAUCUCGGCUCUGUCGUCGGUGUUCUUUCAUCUCUGGAUGCUACUGUGAAAAGAAGCAACCAGGCUCAAGGGGGUUUGCGCGAAAUUUCGAGAAAAAUUAGCCAAGUGGAUAAGACACCCCUCGAACAAUAAAAUGGAUUAGAGAGAUA